AUGUCUUCGCCUCAGCAACGACUUUCCUCUAUCUCGAACCAAAUCUCGGGUUCGACCGCUGCAUCCUCCAGGGAGAAGUUGCUGGCCAAAAACCCUGACGAUGUGGUAAUAACCCUCGCUGUUCGAACUCCGCUCACAAAGGCGAGGAAAGGUGGUCUUAAGGACACUCGUCUGGAUGACCUGCUAAUUUCCCUAUUGACGAGUGUGCGCGAAAAGUCCAAGCUGGACCCUACCCUUGUUGAAGAUGUCUGUGUUGGCAACACUCUUUGCCCUGGACAGGCAUACGUUGCCCGUUCUGCUGUGCUUGCGGCAGGAUUCCCCGCUUCUACUGCCGCAUCUGUUACCAACCGUUUCUGCUCUUCUGGGUUGCUGGCAAUCCAGAACAUUGCGAACCAAGUUAUUGCUGGCUCGAUCGAUGUUGGUAUUGCCGUUGGCGCAGAGAGCAUGAGCACCAAUGCCGACGGCGGUGCGCCAGACCUGUCUAAUUCGAUUCUGUCGCACCCUCUUGCUUCGCAGAACACGCAGCCCAUGGGUCAGACCUCUGAGAACGUUGCCGGUCAAUUCAGUAUCUCUCGUGAGCAGCAUGACCAGUUCGCUGCCAACAGCUACCAGAAAGCAGAGGCCGCUCAGAAGGCUGGCUGGUUUGAGGACGAGAUCGUCCCCGUCAAGACGCAGAUUAAAGAUCCCAAGACUGGCGAAAUCAAAUCCGUUGUUGUUGACAAGGACGAUGGCAUCCGCUAUGGCACAACUGCGGAGUCGCUGGGCAAGAUUCGGUCCGCGUUCCCUCAAUGGCAGCCAAGCAACACCACUGGUGGCAAUGCCAGUCAGAUCACCGAUGGCGCUGCGGCGGUCUUGCUCAUGAAGCGAUCUCGCGCGGAGGAACUCGGGCAGCCCAUUAUUGGCAAGUUUGCUGGAGCAACAGUUGUUGGCUUGGAGCCCAGAAUCAUGGGCAUCGGUCCCUCGUUGGCCAUUCCUAAGAUUCUUUCCAAGUUCGGUUUGACCAACAACGAAAUUGACAUUUUUGAGAUCAACGAGGCAUUCGCUUCCAUGGGUGUAUACUGUGUUCAGAAGCUAGGCUUGGAUAUUUCCAAGGUGAAUCCUCGCGGUGGUGCCAUUGCCUUUGGCCACCCGUUGGGAGCAACAGGCGCACGCCAGGUUGUUACUGCUCUAUCAGAACUGCGACGGCAGAACAAGAGAGUGGCUGUAACCUCCAUGUGUGUUGGAACGGGUAUGGGCAUGGCCGGUAUCUUCGUUUCCGAACACUAGACGAGCAAUGUGUAUGACCUACUGUAUAGCCUGUAAAUAAUAUAUCUCAAUGAAUUUGGUUAGACAGGGAACUUCCUCAAAGCUAUCACGGUAUCAACUUGGCAGUGUCUGUGGAGGCGAACGGAGUCGAGUGUGGGCGGAUAUUCCCGACUAAGAUAAUUCUACUGGAGGCUGUAUACAAGAGCGAGGUUUGAUUUCGCUAGCUGGCCAACAUUUCAACAAUAAGGCAAUAUGUUUGUCGUUACAUAAUAAAAUACCAGUCUUCACAGAGCACUUAGCCCGUGCCAUGCUUUGGAAGGAAGCAUUGCUCAACAAACAUCA
Messenger RNA from Aspergillus versicolor CBS 583.65, 1587 nucleotides. RefSeq names its product putative peroxisomal 3-ketoacyl-coA thiolase (Kat1). The transcript is spliced from 5 exons. Gene Ontology annotation, biological process: fatty acid beta-oxidation; phenylacetate catabolic process. The coding region runs from base 1 to 1266 and encodes 421 amino acids. The record is from RefSeq and is a predicted model, not a curated record. NCBI's taxonomy places the organism in Eukaryota, Fungi, Ascomycota, Eurotiomycetes, Eurotiales, Aspergillaceae. Gene Ontology annotation, molecular function: acetyl-CoA C-acyltransferase activity. Gene Ontology annotation, cellular component: peroxisome.